Messenger RNA from Triplophysa rosa, 1952 nucleotides. It is a transcript of the gene phactr3a, whose product is annotated as phosphatase and actin regulator 3a. The transcript has 10 exons. Lineage: Eukaryota; Metazoa; Chordata; Actinopteri; Cypriniformes; Nemacheilidae. The record is from RefSeq and is a predicted model, not a curated record. Bases 1 to 1449 code for a protein of 482 amino acids. Gene Ontology annotation, biological process: actin cytoskeleton organization. Gene Ontology annotation, molecular function: actin binding.
AUGAUCAGGUACGUGGUCAACCGGGAUGAUCCCUGGCCUUUAGUGCCAGACUGGGUAUCCACUCCCUUGGCUACCAUCCCGGAGGAUCGCGUCCUGGCCUCCCUUACCCUGGGGAACUCGGCACCUCCAUCCGCCUCACCCCCCGCAGUCUCUCCACCACCAGCUAGCCUCCGUGGCAGACGUGGGCGGAGGGAGUCGUGGGACUCCUCGUCCGACUCUUCCCACACGGAGCUAGUCGUGCCCCCCACCGCUUCCCUGCAGCCGGCCAAACGUUCCGUGGGCCGGUCGAAGAAGAAGAAGCCGAGGAGGGGGGCACUACCCAGGGCGUCCCAGCCGAAUAAGCAAGUGUUUCUGAACCUUUGUCUUCUCUUUCUCCUGCCCAUAGUAGAUUCUGCACAUGACAACGACACAACAGAAGAACCAAAUUCGAACGAGGAAGAGGAGGUGGUUUCUAUAAACGAGAAUGAAGACGUCGAGGAGGAUGCCGAGGACGGAGACGAAGAUGAAGGAGAUGAACCACAGGAACAGUCUCCUCCAAACAGUCACGGCGAUCUCGCGUCCCAACUCAGCGCUGACGAAGACCCGAGUAAAGUCGCCAUCGCAGCUGUGCCUCAUUCAAACUGUUUUCUCCCGAAAGAACCGCCGCGAGUCCCUGACGGCCCCAGUCCUGUGGUUUUACGGGGGCCUUUUAGCAAUCAUGCGGGUUCGCCACAUAUAGGCAGCAUACACCCGCUGCUGCCCCCUAGCUGUAUAAUAGAGGAACUGCACCGUGCCCUGGCAACAAAGCUAAGACAAGAUAGCAUUGGGAGGGAGCCAUGUGGAGACUGUGAGAACAGGAAGGAGGCAGAGGAAAACAAGGAGAAUGUUAGACAGGACCACUGCUCCACCGAUGCUUCAGGAAUCAUUUGUGACAUCGACAGCUGGAAUGAGUCCGUCAUUUCUGGCACAUUGCCAAGGAGAAUGAGGAAGGAGCUGCUGGCUGUGAAGCUUCGAAAUCGUCCCAGCAAACAGGAGCUGGAGGACAGGAACAUUUUUCCGACACGGAGUGACCAGGAGAGACAGGAGAUCCGGCAACAGAUAGAAAUGAAACUCGCCAAGAGACUCAGUCAACGGCCGGCCGUUGAAGAGCUCGAGAGCAGAAAUAUCUUAAAACAGAGGAACGAUCAGACAGAACAAGAGGAGAGGAGAGAGAUCAAACAGAGGCUUAACAGAAAGCUCAACCAGAGGCCAACAGUCGAUGAACUAAGGGAACGAAAGAUUCUCAUCCGCUUCAGUGACUAUGUGGAGGUUGCCAAAGCCCAGGAUUAUGACAGGAGAGCCGACAAACCCUGGACAAGACUGUCUGCAGCUGACAAGGCAGCUAUCCGCAAAGAGCUCAAUGAGUUCAAAAGCACCGAGAUGGAGGUUCAUGUUUCGAGCAAGCACCUAACAAGGUUUCACAGGCCCUGAGAGGGUUUUCUUCUGUGAAGAAAAUACUGAAGGUGACGUCUAUGUUUAAAUCCUGGACAUGCCUCUUCCAGAGCCGUGGCGUCGGCCGUGGGAUUCUCUUAUUCUUCCAGCGCCCCGGGCCGAAUGGUGUUUGGGUGUGCUUAAUGCCGGCGGCUGCGUCUCCACCACGAGCGGCGGCAGGGAGAACCUGAGGAUAAUGUGCGGCCACAUUAAACAUGAAGCUGUCAGAGUGAAGAAACUGAGGAAUUGCGUUUUUUAUGUUUUUAAACUGGACUGCAUUUCAGUGAUUGCGAAGAAAAGAUGAAUUCGUUUUGGGUAAAUGUUUGUGUACUUGUGACCAGCUCCGCUCUGAAAAACCUAAAAAAAAUACAGUAAAAAGAAAACCGUGGGGGUUGAUAAAUGAGUUUCAUAUUAACUGUACAAAGUCCUACUGAACAGGGUUGUUCAUGUCAUCACUUGAAAAAAAAAUCUUUGUAAGCACUACUUGUCUUGAAAAUAUACAA